UGAAUGCCGCUGUGCUGUUUGGUGUUCAAUGAGACAGCUAUGAGGGCCGACUUUUGUACUACAUGUACCACGAAGAGACAACAUCUGACGACUGACGCGAAAUCAGCAAUGGCCAUCCCACAAACUUGUCUCCGACGGUGGCAUUGGGUGAUCACGCUGGCAACAUUCACGCUGUAUUUCCUCGUUCUUGGACCGAUGUUCAAUUUCAGCAUAUUGUAUUUAAGUCUUCAGGGCGAAUUCAAGUCCGCUGCGGCAAUAACAGGUUGGUUGGGGUCUUUAUCGGCCGCCUUAGCCCGACUCUUCAGUCCCGUCACCGUUCUGCUCGAGCAGAGGCUAAGCAAGAGGGCAGUCACGCUGAUUGGGCUCGUGUUGUACUGCACAGGACUGUUGACGACGUCAUUCGUACCGGCCCUAGGCUACGCCUUCAUAACGUACGGAGUCCUAUCGGGUGUUGGCGCCAAUCUCACGCUUCAUUCAUCGCUUCAACUGUUGCUGGAAUGGUUUGCGAAAGGCAACUUCGCCCGUGCGAGUGCAAUCGCUUUGUUGGGAUCCACGGGCGGUUUGCUCGCCUUCAGCCCAUUACUGACAGUACUUAUAACUAACUGUGGGUGGCGCAAUGCACUGAGAGUUCUCAGCGGAGGGAUAUUCGUGGUGGGCAUCGCCGACGGAUUGCUUCUGACCGAUCCCCCGACUACAGAGGACAUCUUCCCGCGGCAAAAUAGAUCCGAGGACACGGAACAGAAUGAACACGAUAUGCAAAACGUACGGAAACGGGAACGGGCCGACGAGAGUUGUGAACAGGAGAACGAGGGAAAGGAAAGGACUGAGCUGCUAGAUGACGCCAUCGUGUCAAGCCACGAGGGUUCAAAUACCAAGCCCGAUUGGUGUGAAGUGUGGAGAAUGAUGCAAAGUCUGGAGUUAUGGUUGUGGUCUGUUGCCAAUUUCCUCACGUUCUUGGGAUGGACAUUUUUCGACAUCAAUUUUGCCAGUUACAUGGACGGCCUAAAUCUCCAUAGCAACCAGAUCUCCUACGUCAUUAUGGGCUUCGCCGGUGGGGAAAUUGGCGGGAAAUUGCUCAUUGCGUUGCUAGGAGGUCGUCUGCCGUUCAAGUAUCUGUAUGUCGUAGUAUCCUCGUGUCUUCUUGCAGCCGUUCCUCUGGGAUUGAUGACCAUUGUCAAAACGUUCGCUGCAAUAAUGCCGAUUGCAGUAGCAUCUGGUUUUCUGCGAUCGGGAGCGUAUGGAGUACUGUAUGCCGCGGGCGCAGAAUUGUUCUUGGAGAAGUAUGGACCCAGUACCGUCAUGGUUCUAACUUUGGUCCCACCGGGGUUCGGGAUCCUAGUCAGUGCUCCUUUAUCAGGUUCACUGUUUGAUGUCACUGGGAGCUAUUUCGCCAGUCUUCUCGUCAUCGCCGCCAUCUUUGUUUGCGCUUCGGCGGCAUUUCUGUUCAUUCCAGUGCGGAGAAAGAUUCGGUCAGGUGGUUCAUGUUACUCAUCCGCAUCACGUGAUCAGCAACAUGAGUUACAAUAUCCUGAGGGUCAAUGCAAUCAGGUGACAAUGUAAGCUGAACAUUAGUGUGUCAGAAAACUAAAUUCAAAGGCAAGGAAGCGAAGCCACUGCACAGGAUUUGUUUUCCCAAAAUAUUGUAUUCAAUCUUUCACAAUUAUUAGUCGUCAUAUAAGUAGCUCUGCUUAUUUAAUUUCACGUUGAGAUGGAUAUAAGUAUAACCUGUUUGCAUUCCAUGUCAAUUUCAUGAACAGCGCCCCCUAGAAUAUCGUGAUGCCUGCCCCCCCCCCCCUCCCAUUUCCACGGCGCGCAAUUUCUUGAUUUUGCGGUCUGGUCAUCCCCCAUUUCCACCGCUCGUCGACACGGAUUUACGCCACUGAUUUUGGGCACACAUCCAUUAUUUUAGUUUGUCUCGAUCGUUUUAUCGCCAUGAAUAUUCGUGAAUAGAAUGGACGGUACAGUGCAUCACCACGUGAUGCACUCUCGUCUAAUCAGGAGACAAAAUUAUGGGAGCGGGGAUACAUUUCAUAAUUUGGGGUAGGAAAAAAAGGAAUUACAAAGAUACCAUGCCAUCAAUUCAAACUCUGGUCACUUUUUUUUCUGUGUUAUGUUGGCCAAAACAGUCGAAGCAGUAACUUGAAGUGCUUUACUUAUAUAUAUUAUAAAAUACCUCAUUCAAUGAAUGAACAUAUAUGUGCCGCCUUUAAAGCGCUGGUUGGCAUGAUAAUUGUACAUGUACAUGUAUCGGCUACACUUAAAGUCACAAUAAAGCAUAUUCACUUUCUCUACUUUUUGACAACACGAAAAAUAAAACAGAUGCAUGUUCAGCUCAGAAAAAGUCUUGAUCGUUUUUCUAAUCUGACGGCGGUGCUAAUUACGCAUAUUAUACUCAGACACGGAAACUUAAGUCUGGCCACUUGUUUUGGGCUUUAUAUUUAUCAGAUCCUUCUUCAAAAUACAAUAAGACGUGACCUGCCUAUGCUGAUUGAUGUUGCGGGGAAUCGAGCUAUCCAUCCAUUUAUAAGAAUGUCA
Patiria miniata (bat star) is the source of this 2535-nucleotide messenger RNA. RefSeq names its product monocarboxylate transporter 13-like. Bases 4 to 1560 code for a protein of 518 amino acids. The record is from RefSeq and is a predicted model, not a curated record. Lineage: Eukaryota; Metazoa; Echinodermata; Asteroidea; Valvatida; Asterinidae. Gene Ontology annotation, molecular function: transmembrane transporter activity. Gene Ontology annotation, biological process: transmembrane transport. The transcript has 6 exons.